This is a messenger RNA of Rangifer tarandus platyrhynchus (Svalbard reindeer), 312 nucleotides long. NCBI's taxonomy places the organism in Eukaryota, Metazoa, Chordata, Mammalia, Artiodactyla, Cervidae. The record is from the annotation of a GenBank genome assembly.
AUGACCGGGGCAGAUAAAAUGCCAGUCUCGUUGUCACCUCUGUCCUCCCUUCUGAGUAUUACUGACUCCUCCGUCCCUAUCUUGGCUUCCUGUAAGUUCUCUUUACCCCUUUCCUUUUUGGGGGAGCACCUGUUCAAGACAGGGCUCGUUUUUGCACUUAUCUCGAAUAUAAAGAGAUUGCUGACGCCCGAGAGCCUCGCUUUUUCAUCUUUCUUUCCCGGCCGACAGGCUAGACAGCACUAUGUCUCACCUGCUGGCCACAGAUCUUCAGUGUUUUCCCCACUUCAUUUUGAAGGAAGAAGUAACAGAUAA